GCCAUAUUUUUGAUAUGAUAUAACCGGCCUGUUUGAUCUUCAUGCAACGAUGUCCCUUAACUCGUACUACUUAUAAUUAUUUAGACAUGGCAGGAAGUCGAAUAAUGCUUACAAGGAAUCAUCAGAGAACAUCAUGGCGGCAGCAUUUGCAUUCCUGCAACGGAACCUGCCCAGGACAAACACCUACCCCACAUGGAUAGCCGCUGCCGAUAGCAAGAUCAAAGAGGUCAAAAAGGCCUUGGACGACAACCAGGAGGAUAUCAAGGACACAGCGACGAAACUGGCCUACCAUGCCGACGAUGGCGCCAUCACAAACAAUGCGUUGGACAUCCGGAGCAUGAAGACCACGCUCGACGACCUGCAGAAGGACAGGGAAAGAUUGAGCCACGACGUCAAGAGCCGCUUCGACGAGCUGAGCUCGGUCAUCGACGCCCAGCCCACCUUUCUCCGGGACAGUCUUCAGAGGCUGAAGGCAAGCAAGGUUGCCGAACUCCUACACCACUUCCUGGAGGUCUUCCACACGCUAGACCUGGUCCGAGAUCUCUCGGACACGCACAAGCAGGGCUUGUUCCAUGUCGAGGUUGAGCUGCUCAAGGGGGAGCGAGACAAGCUGAAGCUGCAGAUCGACAACGGCCUGCGACAAGCCUCUCAGGACGUCAUGUCGAGAGAGAUACACGACGAGCUACUGAGCCGAUGCUCAACCCACGAGAGCCAUGUCGAGUCCCUCAAGCAGCAGAUGCGCGACGACGAAUCCGCUCGCGACAAGCGGGAGCAGACGGCCCAAGCUGCCACGCGCAAGCUCAGAGGCCAGCUGGCCCUCUACAAGGAGAAGGCAGACAAGUUCGAGAGGGAUCUGAACCAGCAGCGUCAGGACUUCGACGGUGCACUCGACACCAAGGAGCGGAUGAUCGACGACUUGAGCCACACGUUGGAGGCGAUGGGCAAGUCAGACAAGGACAACGAGGAGCUCCACGAACAGACGGUCAGGGAGCUCGUCGAGCAACAGACGAGCUUGACGAGAAAGCUUCAGCGGAGAGACAGGUCCAUCCGCUCCCUGAAGGAGACUGCCUCCCGACUGGGCCAGAACUGCGAGGCAGACCUCGCGGCGCUCAGGUCAGAUUACGACGCCCUCAAGGAGCAGGCCUCGGCGGCCGAAUCCGAUAUCAUGGCGAGGGAUGCAGAGCUCGAGCGGUUCCACAGGGACGCGGAGGAGUUCGACAAACAGCGCGAAGAGUCGGAGAAGGCACAAUACGAGGCCAGCAGGAUGUUGGCAGAGGCGACUGCGCGCGAAAGGGACUGGCUGUCGGAAAUCGAACAACUGAACAUCCAGCUACAGCACGAGCGAAGAAAGGCCAUCGACGCUACGGCGGCCAAGAACGAGGCCGUCGCCGAGUUCAAUAACCUCCACACCACCCACCAAGAGUUGAAAAACUCCAGCGCGGUUAUCAAGGUGUCCCUGACCAUCCUUGAGCGCAGACACGGUGAACUGGCAAGCGAGAGGGACGCUGCUAACCAAGCCCGCAUCUGCGGGGAGCUCGAUCUCGUCCGGGCUGCUGGCGAGCGUGACAUCUCGAGGGCCCAGAGAGACCGACUGCAGACACAGAUCGGCAGCGUAAGGAACGAGCUCUCCGAAGUCGAGGGGGCACGGGAUGCUCUCGCGAGUGCGAACAAGGCGCUCCAAGUGGACAUCAACGCCUUUGAGGAGGAACGAGCCUCGCUCCUCCGCGAGAAUGUGAAAUCCCGCAGAGAAUGCCGCAGCAUCUCAGACACAUCCUCAGAGCUGGUCCUCAACACUCUGAUGCUCAGGUCAAGGUGUAAUCUGUUGGGCCGCCACAUCCUCGCCGUCAGGAAGCAGCUCGCGGCCGAACGAGCGGCUGCCAGCACGCUCAGGGAUGUCUCGGCCCGUCGCUUUGGCAUCAUCACCGAUGUCGAACUCGAACGCGACGAGAAAAUCGCCUGCCUCCGGGGCAUGACCACCGACCGCGAUACGUGGCAGCGACGAUGUCACGAUCAUUUGACCCAACUCAUCUAUCACGAAGGAGAACAUUUGGAUCUGUCGGACGAGAACGAGAAGCUUCUGCAAGCGGUUGCAGGGCUCGGGGAGGCCUACGAACAUCUCGACCAAUCCACCACCGCCCUCCAGCAGGCCAAUGCUCAUCGCAUCUCGGCUCUGCAGAUGGGUGUUGAUCAGCUCACCAUGGACCAACAAACCCAAUGCAACCAACGCAAUGCGGACCAGGCUAGUAUCGCCUCCCUCGAGGACAGAAUACGAGGCGGAAUAGACACCGCCCGAACCACAGUCGAGGAGCUAAAGAAACAGAUGCAUGCACAGAUAGCCACUAGCCAAGCAGCUAUGGAAGGCCUCAAGCAGCGCUUGUGGGAACAGAUGAAUGCUGACAAAGCAGCACUGGAAGAACUCGAGAAGCGCCUGCAUGACCAGACGGCCACUAGCCAAGCGGCAAUGGAAGACCUCAAGAAGCGGUCGCAGGAACAGAUGACUACUGACCAGGCAGCAAUUGGGGCGCUCGAGAAGCGCUUGCAGGGCCUCGACAAACAGAUGCAGGGCCAAAAGCUCGCAGAACAAGCCACGAUAGACGGUCUGCACCAGAAGAUGCAGGAUCAAGAAUUAGUCAACAUAGCCACGGCCCAGAGACUGGAGCAGAAGUGUCGCGAGUCUCGCACGAGCCUCGACGUAGCCAAGGCUGCCAUGGCUCGGUACUUAUCCGUCACCAGCGACCCGCCGCAGGUCUGUGAAGAUCACAUAUCCUCGAGGUUCUUAGAGUCUAUAACAGCCUCGCCAUUGAUUCAAUCGUCGAGAGACGUGCCUCAGGUCUGGGUCGUCGCAGUGCCAUGGCUAGCUCCAGCAGAAACGCGCAGAUGCGCCACCAGUUCGCAGCCAGGAGCGUUGAACCUACUGACGCAACUGUACCAUCGCGUCGCUGCCGGACACCUCGAAGUAAGUACCUUUCAUAUCCUCGAGCUGGCGAUGGCGGAGUGCAACAAGGUUGCGCAGUCCAUCUCCGCCGGCGCUCUCUGCCUGAUCCUCCAGACCGCGAGAACGCGGUUCCCCACGGAAACUGGCCAUCUUCCCCACGAGCUGUUCCUCAUCGGCCUCCUGCAUCUUGGCCACCUCGUCCAGAAGAACUGGGCACGUUCCUUCCCAGAGGUUGAGAAGUAUCAAGAGUUCCUCCGGCACCGCUCGCCGUGGCACCAUAUCGGCAGCCCCACCGUUGCCGACGACUUGACAUCUCUCCAGAAGCUCGUCCGAGACAACGGGCUGAUGGACGAAAAAGCCCUGCUCGGCCUGCUCCGAGUGUCGGACGACGUAGUCGCUAUCGACCUCGCGCGGCGCACCAUCCGCCUCGUAAGCAGGCGGCGCUGCGAGUUCUGGGAUGGGACCGGGCGCAUAGUUGGGCCAGAGGGCCACGAGAACAUCCUGAUCCCCAUCACGUCCGGAAAGGAUCUUCUCUGGUGGAUUAAGAACGGCCGCCUGGUAGCAUAGCUUCGUAUAGUCUAAUCCCAGCUCCUGUCUGGGUCCCCCCCCCCCUCGCCACGUCUUUCCUAUGCCACCGUGACGCCCUGUGACUAGUCUAGCCCCAGGCAGCCCAUUUCUCGACUGUUGUAGCCCAUCCCCAAGCCCGACGCCAUUCCGCAGCUUCAAGGCUCAAUUCGUGCCGCGCGACGGCGCCUCCGCGACAUGUCGAGCCGGGGCCCAUGCG
Messenger RNA from Truncatella angustata, 3719 nucleotides. RefSeq lists its product as uncharacterized. The coding region runs from base 134 to 3502 and encodes 1122 amino acids. NCBI's taxonomy places the organism in Eukaryota, Fungi, Ascomycota, Sordariomycetes, Amphisphaeriales, Sporocadaceae. The transcript has a single exon. The record is from RefSeq and is a predicted model, not a curated record.